Vitrella brassicaformis is the source of this 1505-nucleotide messenger RNA. The record is from the annotation of a GenBank genome assembly. NCBI's taxonomy places the organism in Eukaryota, Vitrellaceae.
CCGAGAGGACCGCCAGCCGGUCCAUCUCGCGGAUCUCCUUGAUGGCCGCCUGCAGGAACCGGAGCCGCUUCUGCCACUGCUUGGUGCUCUCCCACUCGCUACGCUGACCCAACGUCGAAAACACCUGGGCCUCAAAACUUGUGGAUGUCAUUUAGACGAAGGUGGGGGACACUUAUGGGCGUCACUCCCUUCUCUCGUCUCUUCGCCAUCUUUGCGAGCUCGGAGCCCAAGACCCAGAGAGAGGGCAGCGCAAAAAUGGCGUCUGGGGCCGCCAGCUCGGCCAACAGCUCGUCUGGGGAUCCUCUCGACCCCUGCCGUCCGCAGGAUCUUGUCGCUCUUUCGUCCAGCGCCACGCACGACGCCAUGACCGUGUCUGAGUCUCUGGGGGAGGACCUGCAGCCGACGGAGCUCAAGGCAGCUCAGCCCGCUCUGCUGACGCGGAAACAGGGUGAUGAAUGCGACUUUGCAGUGAGCAGGGGCGGGAGACGGCUGGUCUCGGCAGGGGCAGCUGUCAGUCGCUUUUGGUUGUCUUGUCAUGCCCUUCAGCUUUGUCUGGAGGACGGCUGUCCCGAGAAGAAAUGCGACAUUCCCCCGCUGCCAGACAAGGGGCUUGUAAGGCGAUGCACGCCCCAUCAGAUGGAUUAAUGUGCAUAUUCCAUUGGCUCGUUCUGAAUGUCAGGCCGGCCGUGUGCUUCGUUGGCUUGAACGUCGUCCUGCACUGCAGAAGUGGCAGAUGGACACCCAGGGCCACCAGCUGGAGACCAAUCUGUACAUCGCACAACUCGAAAAGCGCAUCCAGGUGGGCUCUGGGUGAGGGAGACGCCACUCCCCUUGUCGUCUUGCGCGUGAGGUUCUCCCUCCCUGACAGGCCCAGGACCAUGAUCUCGCCGCCAAUCAGGGAGAGAUUGACCGCCUGAAGGGGCUGCUGGAGAGCCCUCCCCCUUUGUCCGUGUCUGGCGAUUCACUCGACGACGCCAGCAGUGCGGGCCGCUCCACACGCGCCAGCCAUGGCAACAACAGUGACACCCACAAGAAUGCUGACGAUGAGGAUGAAAAUGAGCAGGGCGGCGGUUCGCUGUGGUCGGGUAUGCAGAUGUGGACGACGGAGGAUGUGGGCAUGCUGGCAAUGACAUUCAUGGGAAAGCGCAACAAGAAAUGAAAUGAGCGGCUGGGUGGGUGGAGAUCGUCGACAUGAAUGAGUGCACGUGUCGUGAAGGGCGGGAGCCUGUGUAGAGCGAGUGGGUGGCGUGGUGGUGAGGAAUGAAGGAAAGAGAGAGUGUACCAUAUAUAUCUCGUGUGUGUGUGACAUGGAUGAGUGAAUGGAUGGAUGGUCGACUGGGUGGUCGAUGGAGGUCCCUCUGGCUGAGUGAGUGGAUGGAUGGAUGGAUGGGUGCUGACUGACCGCCGCAGACAGACAGACAGACAUACAGACAGAUCAUGGCAAACGGACACCUUGACUGAUCGACAUCGCCCCGAUUUCGUUUCGUCUGAAAGGAUUAUGGCGG